CGCACACACAAAAUCUCAUCAACACACACAACCCAAGCAACACGCCCCCUCCAUUCCACCCAACACUCGCCCGGCACACACAGCGCACACACGCGCAACACCCGCCCUUACCCUCACACACCGGGCCUCAUCUCCGGCUACCUCCCUCCGACUAUCCGCCGCUCUUUCACCCACUCGCGCUCACACUUCACCUGCUGAAUUACGAAAGCUUGAAAAAGACGACCAGAGGCGAUCUCCUCUUCUGCUUUCUAAGCGUCUAUCUACAGACUCAAUCUUGAGACUCACAUAAGUUCCCUGGCCGCGACUUGAAACAUCACACCUGCUGCCAACAUGCGGAUAGCGACACGCCUCCUUUCACAGGCCCUCUUAUUCCUCUUCUGCCUCACCAGCAGUACCUUCGCCCUUGGCCCCGAAAGACAACUCUCGACGAGUGCCUUGCAAACAUGCAUGGACAACUCGGGCCUCUCUGCGACCGAAUUUAACGUCGUCUUCACACCAAACAACAAUACCCUCUCCUUCAGUAUCACUGCUAAAAGUAUCAUCUCCGGAAACGUCGUCGUCUACCUCGAAGUCUAUGCGUACGGUCUACGAGUUGUUCAACGCACCAUCGAUCCUUGCGAAAGCGAUAUCGAUCAGCUCUGUCCCGUUGAAGCCGGAAACAUCAACCCUAGUGGCAAUGUCAAGGUGGGUAGUGAUGUGAUUGGCCAAAUCCCAGGCAUUGCCUUCACCGUGCCUGAUGUGGAUGCGUGGGUCAAGGUUGUCAUUAAUGACACGGCAACAGGCAAGCAAGUCGCUUGUCUUCGUGCCGAUAUCACAAAUGGCCGCUCUGUGGACGUCGAAGCUGUUGCUUGGGUAACGGCUGGUAUUGCCGCUAUUGCACUCCUCGUUUCGAUUAUUGUGAGUGGUCUCUCGCAUCCAAAUGCAGCCGCUCACGUCGCUACCAAUGCCGUUGCACUUUUGCUCUAUUUCCAAGGUCAAGCCAUUGUUGGCACACUUGCAGUCACGUACCCGCCCAUUGUCCGCAGUUGGACUCAAAACUUUGCUUGGUCACUUGGUAUCAUCAAUGUGGGUUGGAUGCAGGAUAUCUUUACCUGGUACAUCAAGUCUUCUGGCGGCUCACCAUCCACGUUCCUCAACAGCGGCAAAUUGUUGACCAUUGUGCUGUCGAAGCGGGAUGUCAUUAUGGACUCGCUCAUGAGCAGAGAUGUCGGUUCGUCGCUUGCUAAGCGUGCUGUUGCAAAAGACCCAUCUGCCAACGUCGACGUGCUUUCUGGUAUUGAUCGACUUGCUUAUGUCGCCGGCAUCGAAGACACCAAUCUCUUCAUUACAGGUAUUUCCUGGUACAUGAUCCUCAUUGGUGUGGCUGUUCUUGCACUACUGCUGUUCAAGGGUAUCAUCACGUUAUUGACACGCAAGGGCAAGCUCUCGCAAGACAAGUUUAUCGAGUUUCGUCAAGGCUGGAAGAUUGUCCUGAAGGGGAUGAUUUUCAGACUCGUCCUCGUCUCCUACCCGGCCGUCACACUCUUGUGUGUUUGGGAACUGACUGUUCGUCAUUCUGCUGGUUGUGUCGUGUUGGCCAUUGCCAUUCUCGUGGUCAUGUCUGGAUUACUGGGUUAUGCUGCGUUUCGCGUUGUUCGCCUUGCACGACGAUCUCUCGAGUUGCACAAGAAUGCAGCGUAUAUCCUCUUCAGUGACCCAAAGCAGCUCUCACGAUGGGGAUUCCUGUAUGUGCAGUUCCGCGCUGCUGUGUAUUGGUUUGUGAUUCCCUUGCUCGCUUAUCUCUUGCUCAAGGGUAUCAUUGCCGGUGCAGGCCAAGGAUCACAAUACUUCCAGGCAGGUGCGCUCCUUGCCAUUGAAGUCAUCUACUUCUUGAUGGUCGUCAUCAUCAAGCCUUUUAUGGAUAAACGAACCAACAUCUUCAAUUACGCCAUUGUCAGUGUCAAUGCUCUCAACGCCAUCAUCAUCCUCUUCCUGACGGAUGUCUUUAAGCUCAAGGGUAUCGUUCGCGGCGCUAUGGGUGUCAUCUUCUUUGUCCUCAACGCCAUCUUUGCAACCAUCUUGCUGAUUAUGAUCAUCUGCUCCUGCUGCUAUGCGCUCUUUGCAAAGAACCCAGAUAUCCGUUACCAGCGCAUGAAGGACGAACGCAACAGCUACCUCAAAUCCAAAAUCAACCUCGACAGCACCACCGAACUCGACCAUAUCCCCUCUGAAUCCUCCAGGUCCGGUAGUGCUGGUCGUAAGGAGAUGUUUAGCGAGAGCGAUAUCGUGGAUGAGUACAGCAAGGAAAUGUCGAGUCAUACGACUUUUGCAGGAUCCAGUAGUUCUUUGGUGAAACCAGGAAUGCUCAAUACGAGUUUCAUGCCAGCCUCACCGAGUGGUGAGCAUGAAGCAUUGUUUGCACCCACACGCGGCGUUGCAGAUCACGAUAAUGCCUCUUACCACAGCAACCAUUCUGGACAAAAUCUGGCAUACGCCCGCUACAACCCCGCGAGUCCUGUGGUUCGUACGCAUUCUCCGGGGAUUGUGGGACAAGGGUACUAUGGAUCUCCUGUCUCAGCGGACGGUCGCCGUUCACCUGCUGUGCAAAACUUUUCAACACGUUCACCGAGUGGUGCUGGACAACCCUUUGUUCGGGCAGCCAUGCCGACGCAUCAAUCUGCUGGAUUAGCGGCGUUGCAACAAGGUGGUGGUAGUGGUGGUUUGCGAGAGCCAAGUUUACCAUUUGCUGCACCGACUGCUAGGCGUGGGUCUGCUUCGAAUAAUGAUGAAGACCGAUGGCGUGUGGGUGUUGGCUAUCACUAGUCAGGUUGGUAUGUGCUCUGUUUUCCCAUCUUCUCUUUGCGGCAUGUAUCUCUCGUAUGCUGCGUAUCAUAGUCGCGUCGUGUCUCAAUCCAAAUGCAAUGUUGUUCCAUCUAUCUCUGCCUCAACCAUCCUAUACUGUCAUAGUCACC
Messenger RNA from Protomyces lactucae-debilis, 2951 nucleotides. RefSeq lists its product as uncharacterized. Bases 331 to 2802 code for a protein of 823 amino acids. Lineage: Eukaryota; Fungi; Ascomycota; Taphrinomycetes; Taphrinales; Protomycetaceae. Gene Ontology annotation, biological process: fungal-type cell wall biogenesis; transmembrane transport. The record is from RefSeq and is a predicted model, not a curated record. The transcript has a single exon.